AUGAAUAAUGAAAUUAAAAAUAAUUAAUUAGACAAUUUGGAUUUUAAUAAAACUGCUAAAUUGGUAGAAGCAGAAAUAUUUACUUUUAAUUUUUAGUUAAAUGAAUUUGAUGAGCAAUUUCAAUAAAAAAAGAUAAAAAUAAUAGAAAUUGAAGUUAAAACAGAAAUAUAUAGUGAAGAAGAGGAAAUUUAUCACUUUUCAGAAUCAAUUAAUCCUGAUAGCGAAUCUAGUCGGUUAUCCUUCAUUGGUAAACGUAAUAGAGCCCUUUAAUUAAAAAUAUUAUUGGAAUAAAAAUUAGGAGAAGAUAAAAUUCAAUAGAGUAUUAAAAUAUUAUAUAAGUAAUUUUAUUAUUAAAUAGAGUGAAUUUACUUCUAAAAGAUUAAUAGAUUUAGAAAAAUAUGACUAGAAUUUUUACUAGACAUUGUUACCAUUCUUAUCUUUAAAAGAAUGUGAGAAUUUUGUACCACUACUUUUUUAACUAAUAAUAUUAUCAAAAUGA
This is a messenger RNA of Paramecium sonneborni, 499 nucleotides long. NCBI's taxonomy places the organism in Eukaryota, Ciliophora, Oligohymenophorea, Peniculida, Parameciidae. The record is from the annotation of a GenBank genome assembly.